Podarcis lilfordi (Lilford's wall lizard) is the source of this 24678-nucleotide messenger RNA. Lineage: Eukaryota; Metazoa; Chordata; Lepidosauria; Squamata; Lacertidae. The record is from the annotation of a GenBank genome assembly.
GGAUGAAGCAGGACUGGAAGGGAAUGUGGCCAGCAGGCGCCGCUCUUCGGCCACCUCCGGCUGCCGGCUCUCCCCACCCUCCUUGCCCAGCCUGCCUUCCCUGUCCCGGGCCAAAACCGCAAAGCAGCUGUCGGCGCGCAAAGAGCCAGCGCGCCUUGGAGAGGAGCAGGAGCGCGCCGGAGCAAGACGGGAGCCGUCCGUGGACCCGAGGCUGAUUUGCAAGAGGUGGCGGCCAUGCAGCGGGCGGACUGGGACGAGCAGAGCGAGCUGCGGGAGCUCAACUCCCGCCUGUGGCUCUACGUGUCGCGGGUGCGGGCGCUGGAGGAAGAGAACCGGCGCCUGGCGCAGGAGCUGGGCGCGCUCCGCGGGCGGGAGAAGCAGGUUUGCCGCCUGCAGGAGCACGAGGAAGAGGUGGCCGAGCUGCGCCUGCUGGUGAGCGAGCUGAGCCGGGCCAAGGGAGAAGCCGAGCUGGAUCGCGACGCCCUGCGCCAAGAGUUGGCCACCUUGGAGAGCUUGGGCGCGCAGUCGGUGGAGCUGCGACGGCGCCGCUUGGAGCCCGAGCUGGCCGAGCUGCGGCAGCAACUGGAGCGCUUGCGGGCCGACUGCGCCGCCCUGGAGGCGCUGCUGGAGCGCCUGCGGGCCGAGCACGGGCGACUACAGGAGGAGCGGCGGCGGCGUCCCCAGCGCCUGCCGGCCCUGCUGCCUCCGCCGCCGGCCAGGACUUCGACGCGCGCCGUCAGCCGACGGGAGCUGGAGGACAGUUACGCGCUGGUGCUUAGCUGGAGCUGCGAGCAGAGCCUGGAGCGCUACGAGGCCGAGCUGCAGGCGCUGCAGGAGCUGGAAGGGCGUCUCGGCAGGGAGAACCUGCAGAAGCUGCGAGCCCACAACGAGCAGAGCCGACGGCAGCUCGACGAGCUUCAUCGCCGCUGCCAGGAGCUGGGCGCGCUGGCGGAGCGCUUGGAACAGGAGCGGCUGGCGCAGCAAGAGCGCCAGGGCGCCGAGCUGGCCGAGUAUCAGGUAGGGCAGCGGGAGCUGGACGGAGAGCGGGAGGGCAGAGGCGCCGCAGAACCUCCAUGGACCAUGGCAGUCUACCUCUGAGUGCCAAACUGCUGGGCACUAAAACCUAGAAGCAUCACUAUAAGGCACAGUAUGCCAUACGUCAACCGCUUACUCUGUUCUUGUCAGUUAAGUGGUAAAUAAUUUUUCUUAAAUACAUAAAAUGAAAAGAAAUGCUUGCUGAGUAGCCCCUUGGCUUGAUCCAAGCAGGGUUCUGCUUGCAUUAAGGGCUGACUAUUUACUGCUUUGAAUCUGCCCUGGUUGGGUUGCCAACUCCCCACCCCCUGGCAGAGCUCCUGCACCUUUAUUUGACGAGAGGCAUUUAUGCUGUGAGUUCAGCUUUCAACUAGUGCAUGGGAUGGUUGGAAGCAUUUCACAUACUCUACUUUAUUGCUCUAGUCUGAACACAGAGAGAGAGAGAGCGCCCAUCGUUUUCUAAAGACUUCUAGUGAGUUAAUGGCAAAGGCUUUCUUAGGUCAUAGGUGGGCAGCUUGUAGCCCACAGCCUCAGGAGACCCCCCUCAUGCCUCUUCAACCUGCUCCAUUCUUUUAUCCUUCUUUCCUGUUUGUUUUCUCUGCCUUUAUAUAUAAGAAGUUGUUUUUCCUUUAUGUAGUGUCUGGGGGAAAAUUAAUUGAUUUUUAUUUAUUUUACUUUACCUGGGUUCAUGACUUGCCUUCCAGCUGCUGGUGAACAAAUUAUGCCAUGUUUGUAUAGCACACUUGAAUGAGAAAAUGAAGUACUAGCACUUACUUUCCGGAACAGUUGCUGUGAUUCAACAGUAGCUGUGUUGUACUAAAAAAAACCCCAAAAAAACUAAGCAAAAAAAUUAUCUGUAUAAUUUUUUGAGAAUAGCUUCAUCAAACCCAGUGGGGUAAACCAGCAUAGGAUUAGGAAUUAUAUUCUUGAGACAGACAUGGUAAAAAGUGAGUCUGGGUGGUCUUUAUUCCUGUCUAGUUAAUCCAGAACGAUUCUCUAAUUUCCACACCCCCUCAUUUUUUUAUUCCACUAACCACUGGCAUGCGCCCCUCGCGAAUUACUCCCCGAGGAGUGUGGCCACCGAUGGAAACCUCAACUAAAACCUGUCAGGGUCUUAUCGUUUGUCCCCCUAACUAGCGCUGGUGUGUGUGGCUCUCCCCGCCUUCCCCCGGCACAAGAGUGCUGUGAUGGGAGCAAACCGCACUAGCUGCAUCUCCUGCUUCUCACACAGCUGUUGCCGAGGGGGUAAAGGAAAUGCUCUUGCCAAGCUCAGAGACAUGCUCUUCUGCAUUCGUCGAGAAUAAAACCCAUUUGGCUUAUUGUUUGUGCAGGAGCUGCAGUCUCCAAACUUGACAGUAGCUCAUCCAUCAAUAGUCUGUAAAGGCUGGACCCGUAGGCAGGCUUGCAUAGGAGUAAGCCCCGCCAAUCACCCUGGGAUGUAACUACGAGUAAAUAUGCAAAGAGAUGCACUUCAAAUCUCCCUGGGCAACUGUUUUAUUAAAUGUUUAGUUCAAACAUGAGGAUUUUGUUUAGCACAGCUUAUUAAACUCACCUCCAGCCAUUGUUUUUUUUGUUGGUGUUUUACCUAAUUAUAAUUUAUUUGUUAUUAUUACUUGUUGCAUUUAUAUCCCACCUUUUCCUUCAAGGAGCUCAAGGUGGAAUAUAUGGUUCCCCUCUCCUCAUUUAAUACCCACAACAACCCUGUGAGGUAGGAAAGGCUAAGAGGCAGUGACUGGUGAAGUUCACCCAGGGAGCUUCAUAGCUGAGUGGGGAUUUGAACCCUGGAUUCCCAGGUCCUAGUCUGACACUCUAACCACUACUCCAUUCUGUCUCUCUAUAAUUACCGGGUUCUGUGGUGCUAUUGUCUUCUUGCCUGGGGGCGUCCCUGUGGUCUCCCUUAGCUUGAGCGAUGCCACAGUUUCAAAUGCUCCCAUAGGAGUCUGGGAAAAUGGAGGCAAACAAAGUUGAUGUUUCUAGGAAGACAUUAAAAAAAACAAAAACUCCCCUGAGCCAUCUUAAAAAAUAUGAUACUUGCAACUUGCCUUCUGGAUUUCCUUAGCCUUUGCCACUCUGUGGGUGGUUGCACCUGUCACCCUCUCCUUGCUACAAACUUGGGCGCCCACUUUCAAGGAGUGGUGAUGGGAUCAAGUUUAGCUAGGGAACAUUCCCUCGUUAUGGACUCUCCUUCCUUGGAGGUUUUUAUGCAGAGGUUGGAUGGCAACCUGCCAUGGAUGCUUUAGUAGAAAUUCCUGCAUUGCAGGGGGUUGGACUAGAUUACCCUCGGGAUCCCUUCCAACUCUGAGAUCCUACAAUCCCACUUUUCCCAGUGGUAAAACAAAAGCAAAAGGAUUCAGUUCCUAUUUGGCUUCCAGAGUCCCCAGUACAGGACACAGUGUUCCCUCUGGAGGGGCUGAGUCGCACCCCUUUUCACACUUCACAUGACUAAAGGUGCUUAGAAUAGCACGGCUGGGUACUAAGUUUCAUUUACCAGCAGGCUGCGAUUUUGGCGACAAUGAAAAUAUGGGGAGUGGCAGGACAAAAUGGCUGCCUGGUGUGGGGGGUGGGGUGGGAGAAGGUGUCAGUUUGUGACAUGGAGAGUCAGAGUGGCUGGGGCAACCCAGUCAGAUGGGUGGGGUACAAAUAAUAACAUUGUUAUAAUAUUAUAGUGUUGGAGCUUGGUGCACGUUUGUAGCAGCAGAGUGCAGAAACAGUCUGAGGUAGUGGCUGGUUGAAAGACUAGAGAAACUUUAUUCAUGAGGUCUGAACUGGCGGUAACUGACCAGGCAUGAAAAUCGGAGUUGAAAGCAAUAACCCAAUGAAGUUGUCGACCCAGUGUGCUACAGCUGUGAAAAAUUCAUGCUAGGGAUUGUUAGGAAAGGAAUUGAAAAUAAAACUGCUGAUACCAUAAUGCCAUUAUACAAAUCACUGGUGCCACCGCAUUUGGAAUAAUGUUUGCUGGUCUGGUCCCCUCAUCUCAAAAAAGAUAUUGUAGAGUUGGAAGAGGAUCAGAAAGGGAUAACUGAAAUGAUCAACAGAAUGACGCUCCUCCAUUAUGAGGAAAGGUUGCAGCAUUUGGGACUUUCUAGUUUAGAGAAAAGGGAAGUAAGAGGUGUUGUGAUAGAAGUUUAUGAAAUUAUGCCAGAAGCAGAGAGAGUGGAGAGAUAGAGGUUUCUCGUGUAACACUAGAACUUGUGGAGAUCCAAUGAGGUUGAAUCUUGUAGGAUUUAGGACAGUGGUACCUUGGUACCUUUCGACUCCCAGAAUGGUUCGAAAACCAAGGCGCAGCUUCCGAUUGGCUACAGGAGCUUUCUGCACUCAAUCAGAAGCCAUGGAAGCCACAUCGGACGUUUGGCUUCCCAAAAACAUUCGCAAACCGGAACACUCACUUCUGGGUUUGUGGCGUUCGGGAGCCAAAACGUCCAAGUACCAAGGCAUCCGACAACCAAGGUAUGACUGUACUUAGUUGUGCAGUACACAGUUAAACUAUGGAACUUGCUCCCACAAGAGGCUGUUGAAUGGCUUUAAGAGAGAACUGCACAAAUUCAUGGCCAUUGUUGACUACUGGCCAGGAGGGCUGUGCUCUACCUCCACAGUCAGAGGCAGUAAUGCUUUUGAAUACCAGUUGGUUGAAACCGCAGGAGGGAAAAGGGCCCUUGUGCUUGAGUCCUGCUUGCGGGUUUCUCACGGGCACCUGGAAUCAACGUACCAUUGGCCUUGAUCCUUCAGGCUUUUCUUAGGUUCUUCACAUUACUCCUGGCAAACAAAGCCAUUUAUAAAUAAAAUUUAUUAUUAUUAUUAUUAUUAUUAUUAUUAUGAGUACAAGUUUAUGUGUGGCCAUCUUGGAGUCAGGAGGUUAACUCUGAAGGUCCAACACUAACACUAGCCAAAGCAGCAGCAGCAGCAGCAGCAGCAGCAGCAGUGAGAUGGGUGUUAUGACACCUCCACCACUGUAUGGAAAUGUAGGGCAGCUGGGUGUGGUGAUAAUGCUUGUGUGGUACUAUCUGCAGAUGUCUCUCUACAAAGCCACAAUUGCAGCCACUUUGUGGGGAGCUUAAUAGCUAUGGUGGUUGUUUGCUGCUGCACCUCGAGUUCAUACCUUCACUUCUCUUGAUUUCUUUACAUGUGAUGUAGAGAAUGUGCAAACUGCUGAAUGUGACCUGACACCCAUUUAAAUGUAUUGCACUUUAGGUGGCUUGAAAGUCUUUGAGACAAUGGCAUGAUAAUAUUCAAAUCUCAGAUCUUUGGUUCAGGCCAAAUAUGAAUUUAUUUGGAAAGGCAUGUAAUUUCCCCUUGUUGUCUUUAUUACUCCCCGGUCUCCCCCUCAUCCAGCUGUACUGUAAACUCUUCUGUUUACACUGUUCCUGUGUGGUGAUUUUGUUUGCCCCUUGACCUGGCAAUUUCCUUCAUCCCCCUCUUUCAGUGCUGUUUUUCUGAUUUUGAUGAUACCACUUGAUAUUGUCCUUUGCAUCCUUUAACUUGUAUGUAAUUCAAUAAAAGUAAAAUAAUAAUUUCAAAAGGCAUGAAAAGAGCCAUGCUGAAUUCGAGCAAAUGCCUACUUAGUCCGCCAUCUUUUUUUUCUGCAGUGACCAACCAUUUUCCUCUAGAAAGUUACCAGGGAGUGACUGCUGCUUCCCAGUAGCUGGCAUUCAAAGGCAGAGUGCAUCUGAUAUCAGAGGCAGCACAUAGCUUUUAUCCUCCAUGGAUUCGUCUCACUGCGCUUUUAAAGAUAUCUGAAUUGGCAGCCAUCUUGUGAUAGCAAAUUUCAGUUGAACCAUGUGCUGCAUGAAGAAAUGCUUCACGGGCAGGUGGGACUUUUCCAGGUGCGCUGAUCCAACAGGCUCUUCUUACGUCCUUAAGCAGUCUUUGUUCUGGUGCUACUUCUGAGUAACCCACUUUGUCGAGGGUGUAAAAAAGUCUUGAAAUAAGUGGGUUUUUGUUUUGUUUUGGUGGAGUUAGAACAGUUAAUGUAACCAUAGUACACUGUGAAAGUUAACGAAAGCCAUUCAUCCAGCCUGCAUAUCUUUCCCUCUGUUUCCUGUCGGUAACCAUUUCUUUUGUUCCCGAACAGCCGUUUUAUUUGCACGCUGGUAGAUUUCUGUUGUCUCUGCUUAUCUCAUUAACAGCUGCAUUGUGAGCAGGGCCAUUGGAGAUUAUGGGGAUGUUGUAUAUUGUGAAGGGGCAGGAUUUUGUGUGCCUGGAUUUUCAAAAUGCCACUUGUGUGUGCCAUCUGCUGAGGUUGCAAAUUGUUACACAACCAAACUUUCAGGAUGUAAAAUGCGACAGUAGCUCAGUGGUUAAGCAUAAUGGUUAACCAUGGUUAACACCUGGGGUAGCCAACGUGGUGCUUUAUAUGGGUUGUUAGACUCCAGCUCCCAUCAUCAUUGGCCAUGCUGGGUAGGAUUGAUGGGAGCUGGAAUCCAAAACAGCUAGAGAGCACCAUGUUGACUAUUCCUGAUUAACGCUCAGGCCUGGUUUCAAUGUCACAAUAAACCAUAGUUAAUACAAACUAUGGCUUAAUGUAAGUGUGCAGUGUGCCAGUGCAUAUUGAUCAAGUUGCAGUGCUUCAUUCCUCUCUUGCUUCUGCUGCUGCAAGGAAAGAAGGCAUGGUCUGGCUAAUCUGAACCCAAGCUCAUGGUUUGCUUCUUGCUAAACAAACCAUGAGCAAGAACUAAAGUUUAUUCUCUGAUACUGAUGGUGGCUUGUUGGGGGGAAGAUUCCCCCAAAGUCCUGGCUUUCCCCAAAUAGUCCUGGGAACUGUAGUUUGUUAAGAAUGCUGUUAGGGGUCUCCUAACAGUUCUCAGAACUCUUAACAAACUACAGUACCCAGGAUUCUUUGGGGGAACCAUGGCUAUUUAAAGUGGUAUGAUCCUGCAUUGAACGUGUAGAGCAGAUGGGGCCAUUGUAGAUUAUUUUGCCUGGCAUCUGCUCUCACCAGCUGGGGUUCUUUCCAGCACCCGCUGUUUAAGACACUUUACCUGGAGGUGCCAGGGAUUGAACCUGAGCUUUACCACUGAGCUAUGAUCACCUUUCAACCUAAUGUAACUUGCAGGGUUAUCUUUCAGACAAAUGGGAAAAUGCCUGCUCAAAAAUAACCUAGGAACUAUUUAUAUUAACACUGUUACAUGCUUCCUCCCCACCCAGUAUUCCCUGUACAGAGUGACAUUCCAGGGACGGGACGGCCUGGCAUUUAGUUUCCUUUAGAUGAGCAAUCACAGAGAACCGCCUAGAGAAAGGUCCUGCACUCUCAAAGGCACCAACUCACUCACCUUCCGCUUCCAACUUUCUCUUCCAAACUUCCAAUCUAACACACAAACUGUUGUAUCUUUAAUUUUGCACUGUUUUCUCCCCUGGAGUCAACUGGGCAAUUACUAUGUUAGGCCUGGUUCCCAGAUCUGUUCAGUGGUGUUUCAAAGGAGAUGGGUACUGCAUCUUGUAAAAUUAGCAUUUUAACACAGAUCUAUCGCAAUGAAUUAGUGCAUUAAUUCCCAUCUAGCCAAGCAGCAGGAGACAAGUGUUUCCCCUUCACUAAGCUGUGUGUGUGUGUUACUUCUGAGUGACUAUAGAAUUAAUUAAGUAAACUGACUGGGGGAUCCAAUCCAAAGCCUUUGGAAUCAAUUCCUUCUUCAGGAGCAGUACUUGAAUAACGCUUCUCAGGUCGGUCUGAGUAGUUUGCAGACUCGGUUGAGAACUGUUAUUUCAAAUAGCUGCAGAAGAAGGACUUAUUCCAAAAUGUGUUGAACCUAACCAUCUUUUUUACCUGCAUACCUAAAGCUCUUCUCCCCUUUUCUUCCUGUCGCUGCUUUCCCAUUUGUUUUCCCAAUUUUGUAUGUCAGCCAAACCAUAGUUGGCACAAGCCAUGCCUUGCAAAGCUACUAUUUUUCCUCUUGCUUUGCAGGAUAGGCUGCCAAUCUGCUAGCAGGCUAAGUCAAUCCUAACACAGAAGUCCCUAUACUGCUCUGGAUCAGGUUACCUGAGAAACUGCCUUACUCCUUAUAUUUUCCCAGGAGACCACUGUGGUCUGUGGGAGAGCUUCACCUGCAAGUUCCAAAGAUCUCAGAAGCCUACUCAGCAGUAGCCACAAUUCUAUGAUAGGUUGUCAGGUCAUGUGAUGGAGCUCAGAGCAGGGCUUUUACUGUGGCUGCCCCUGUUCCUGUCAAUAUACAACAGGUGCCUCCUUGCUACACCUUCUAGAAAGAACUGGAGACCAUAGGCUUUCCCAGCUGGAUAAAUGAUAAUAAUAAUAAUAUUUUUUUAUUUAUACCCCGCCCUCCCCAGCCAAGACCAGGCUCUUGGCAGCUGUGCGUGAGUAGGUGAGGUAUUGGGAGCUCAGAGCCGCAGCGUAUGAACGCGCCGCCAUCUUGGAACAGAACCAAAUGGCUCCUUACCACAAUUGUCCACUUGUUAGGCUUGACUUAUUUUCAAAGUAUUUGUUGUUUUUGUGUUUUUAACUGCCUCCUAUGUAAAUUGCCUUGAGAAGGUGAUUUAGAAGGCAAUUAAUAAAUAAAUGAUGAUAAUGUUACAAUAAUAGAAGCAUAGUGGAGUUUGUGUAGGGAACCCAUUGCAAUAGUGCCCAGAAACAUUAUUAAAAGUAAAAGAUAGAGAAGAUCCAGGAAUAGUCACAGCAGUAUGUCCUAAAUGUUGUGAUGAUAAAUGACCCAUCUUCACUCAACGUUACCUCCAGAAAACAAGUGUUUCUGUGCUGGUGGAACUCUUUGGGGGAGAUUUCAAGGGGGAAAUCACCUUCCCUGGAGCUCUUAACUCAGACAAAAUCCCCAUCCAUCUUUUCCUAUUAGGUUUUUUGUCUCUGAAAUUGUGCCAUUGCCAGGGUUUUAGUUAGCUGACCCGUGAGCUCACUCAAGUUAACAAUUUAUAUUCAUGUUUCGCUUUAGGUGAUCAUUGAAGCCUUGGAAGAAGAAAAGCAUUUCCUAACCAUGUCUAUCGCAGAGUACCUAAAGGACUACCAUGAACUCUUGCAGGUGAAAGCUGGUCUCAGCCUUGAAAUUGAAACUUACAGGUAAGGAUCAUAAAAGUGACCGAUGGUGGUCUUAAGAGACACUUGAAAUUCCUCUUAUGCUGCAGUGGACAUUUAAGUUCAGUUGCAACCUCAUUUCACAUAAAGCAAAAAUUUGGGGCAAGUUUGAAUGUCUCCGCUUGAAUGGAACAUCUGAGAAAUUUAGAGACAAGCAAAACAAAAAAAGUUGAUAAGUAGUAAAAUCUGUUACUGUAGGGUGUGCUUGCACACACAUACUUAACUUGGAGAUGACUAAUGAUGUGAGGUGAGAAUAUUCUUCGAAAGAUUAUUCUUGAGAAUUUAACAUCGCUAGAGAUGACAAACCAGUGCUCAAAACCAGUUCAGGAACAGUGUGGGAACAAACUUACUCCAGAUAAGGCAGAUAUUUCAGCAUAUUCAGUCUAUUUGGAUUGACUUGGUAUAAUUCUCUGGAAAUCUUCAUUCGGCUAGAUGGCAAAUAGAGCACUUGUUGUCAGCAGCAGGGUGUGUGUGUGUUCUUUGAUGCUGAAGCCAUGGAGUCUGCAUCUGGUCACAAUCUUUAAGAUGGAGUGGGAAAAAGAAGAUGGUGGAUUUGAAAUAACAAGUCAAUUUAUGAUGUGGGUUCUAAUCCAAGCAGACACGGACUUUGUUUUUGAACAAGACGCUCCAGCUGAGACAGGAAAAUGAAUCUGUAAAAUACUAUACUAUUUCAACUAUUUCUGUCCAGGAUUGAUUAAAAGGCUGCCCACAUGCCCACCUGUUUUAUACAUAAUGUUACUUGGUUUAAAAAAAUAAGAUAAAAGUCACAAGAACAUGAAAUAAUGAGGUUUUCAGUCAGGAUUGGUAUUUCCAAUCAGUUUUGGGAUGCUGGAUUUUGUGUGAAGUUUUUCUGCCCUUUCUAAUGAGAGAGAAUUUUCCAGAAGUUAAUUUAUCAUCGGUUAGGAUGCCAGCCCUGCUCAUAAGUGGGUUUUUUUUUAGCAGUAAUAGAUCACUUUCAGUUUUCUUCCUUGCUCCCCGCCCCUCCCUCUGCUGGUAUCCAUCACCAGCUCUGCGAACACAGAUGAAAAUUUUAUAAAUCCGUAUGAAGGAGCCUCUGGUUCCUUGGAAGCCGAAAUAAAAGCCUUCCAUGUUUUACCAAAAGGAAGAAUCCUAAUACCAGUAUUUUUAAAAGUUGUUUUGUUUUGUUUUUUUGGUAAAGGUGAAUGAGGAGUGACAGUACUGAUUUCGUUUUUCUCUUUUUAAAUUCAGUGCAAAUGUCAUAGGAACACUGGAAGUUGCCUUUCAUUAAGUCAGACCAUUGGGUCCUAUGCUGAAUAGCUGUGGCUCUCCAGCGUUUAAGGCAGGGGUUUCUUCCAAGCUUUACCUGGCAAUGCCGAGAGACUGUGUGAGCCAGUCUCUCUCCCCUGCCUCAUUUAAUCCACACAACAGCCCUGUAAGGUAGGUUAGGCUGGGAGGGAGAGAGAGACUGGCUCACAUUCACCCAGAGUGGGGAUUUGAACCCUGGUCUCUUCUCUCAGAUGCUAGUCCAACAGUCUAACCACUAUGCCACACUGGCUCUUGUAAGUUCUGUCCAUGAUUGAAGGAAUUACUUCACAACCUGCCUCUCUGCAGCUGGUUUACUUGGCAUUCCACCCCCCACCCCCCGAUUCUGGGUAUGUUUGUAACCAAUGGUUACAAGGGAAAAGAUGACGGCAAAAUUUAGAAAGAAUGAGCCACUGUCCCAUCUCCCCCCCUUCUCCUUUUUUAAAAGGUCUUCUAAGUAGGGUUUGCUUGUAUUGUGAUGCACAGCUUGUUUUCAGCAGCACUGCUCUGGGUUCCAGCUGACUGCUGUGUGCUGCUGCUGCCGCUGCUGCUGCCCUUUGCCAUAUACAGUGCAUUGCUUGGAACUUAUUUUUAGUGACUUCAUUCGUUGCUCCAGCAACCGAGCAAACUGUUGUUUUAUCAGCGGCCAAAAAUCCUUACUCAAACUUCCCGCAUUCCUAAUUUCCAUCAUCACAGUUAACACUUUCAGAGAACUUCAUCCUGUAAGGGGCUGGAAGAGAUAAUUUAAUCCUUCCUGGAGGACUGUGUGUAUUUCUUGUAGUCUGCGGGAGGGGCUUUAAUUUGGCAUUUCUGCGUCCUGGGAGAACAAUAUGUUAUAGACAGUUCACUGCAAAAAACCACAGAGCAAAAGGUUUGCAAAAUGUGCAAAAUUCAGGUUUGCCAAAGGUGCUUAUGCCAAAGCUAGAUGAUGAUGGUGAUAAUUGGAAACUACUAGCAAGCCUCCGUUGUGUAUUUUUAAACAUAGGAAGCCAGAUCAGACCUUUGGUUCACCUAGGUCAGGACUGUCUAUACUAAUUGGCAGGUGACAUUCCCAGCCCCACCUGGCCAGGCUAGGGAUUGAAACUGGGAUCUAUUGCAUACAAAGCAGAUUCUUUACCACUGACCUAUAGCCCUCCCUAGGGGUGCCAAUUCGAAUAAAAUAUUGAAGGGCCCAGGUCAGCCUCUCCCCACGUAAUCAAUCACAUGACUUGGUGCAUGCACGCACACCAUUUAAAUGGCAAUGCCCAUCAACUUUGGGGACCCCCAGAGCCCUUAAAUAUUUUACUGGGGGAGCCAAAAGGUGCUCCUUCACAUAUGCCAGCCCAUCCUUGCCUUGGCAGCAAGUGCUAGUGUGAGAGGAUCUCCAUUCUCUGACUUUUCUAGCUAUUGUCUUACUUGGGAUUGUAAAACCAGCAGUGAAUGAUUCAUACGUGUGGUUCUUCAUUAGGCUGAUAGUUUUUAAUUGAAAAAGCUAGUCAAAUAUCUAGUCCUCAUGUUUUUAGAGAUCACUUUGUGAUGACAAGGACUCCUUGGUAGAAUGUUCAGUGUGCUGAAUGAAUUCCCUGCUUUCCGUCACAGUAAGUGGUUUUAACUCCAAAUCUAAAGUUCAUGGUAUUAAAUGUCAUCAUUGUUAACUAUUUCACAGUGAGUAUGUGUUAAUACAUUUUAUUAAAUUUCUUUCUAAAAGGAAAAUAUUCCAUAACAAGUAUGUAAUUUCACACAACUGUUUCAUAGUUGUAUUCAAACAUACGGUUAACUGCUUCCUAUAUCUUAAAAUGUCAAGUAUAAUCAAAGAAACAGUUUGAUUGAAGCAUGCAUUCCGAAAGACUGCAAACUGUUUCCAGCAACUAGAUAUAUAAUCUUAUUUAUCCUUUAACUUCUUUCUUGAUACCUCACCAGAUAUGUCAAUUUCAGCAUAACCGCAACUAUCCAUCUGCAAUUUACCCACUUAGCUGUGCUUGACCCCUCCACUCCCUUCCAUUUAACUAGCUAUUAAAUUGAUUACAAGUUUGUGAAGUUCCGUAGCUAUGUUACCUCUUUAUGUAACCUAGAAGGAAAAAUAAUUUGACUUACUGGGAUGGCUAUUGAUGUUGUUGUUGCACAAUGUUUUUGGGUGGUUCUUUUUUAAAAAAAUUACAAAAUGCUAUCUAGGAGCUAGAAUUUUUAGCUAUCACACUCUUCCAGAUGAGCCAUUUACAGAGUUGAAGUGGUCAUCUUGUUAUCUGUUCGAAACAUUUAGCAGAGUUGAAACCAAAAGUGUGUUCCAGCAGAGUAUUAAAGUGGCAGCUUAAAUGAACUCUGUGUUUAAAGUCAGCUGUUCAAGAAUUUCCACAGGUCUUAGUUCUAGUUUUCAGAAGAAUAUAUUGCAACGGCAUAAACAGAAUCGGCUCUGGGCAGGUUUGUGUGCAAGAGAGGAGGGGAAAGGAGGAGGUAGGAGUCACAGAACUCUUCUGGUCUCCUUAGAAUGAUUAGAAGAUCAGGAAUGUGACAUGUCCGUUCUGGGCCACAGUCCAUAUGAAAUGCCAACUCCUUUACUCUUCUAAUACUUGCUUUUGUGUAUUACAGAGCUUUACUAGAAGGAGAGAGCAGUCAAUGGAUUCUUAUGUGGGAUGAAGAGCAUGGCAGGAAAUUACCACAAGGUAUGAAUUGCAGACAUGCAUGUGUGCAUUUCAGAGUAAGGAGUGGAAGUGACAUGUCGGCACCAUCACUAGUAAUUCCGCACAUCCUUGUUUCAACAGAGGGGGAGCUCUUGCUUCUAGUUCUGUGAAGGUUUAUAUCAGUGUUUUUCAACCACUGGUUGCCUGGUGUGCCGUGGGAAAAAUUGAAAACUUCGAAAGAUUAAAAAAAUUUUUUUUUUUUUAAAUUUUCGCCCACUAGGUGGGCACCGGACUGUGUCCUGGGUAUGGGGGGGGUUGACCCCACCCUCGGCCAGCAGGGGCGCCGAUUGGCGCUCCUCAGGGGGACACCCUCCACUUUUCUGAUGUCCGGGCUGUGAUUGGUCCAGACUCCAGCCUGGACCUAUCACAGUAGGACAUCAUCUUCCGACUUCCUUCCCGCCUGAGGACAGUGUGCGCAGCAGCGGAGAGAAGAAGACGUCGUGACUCGAGUCACCAGGAGGACCGGAGAAGUUGUCAUUUUAUUUCUCUUCAGUCUCCACUGGUUUAUAUAAUUACGUAUGGUGCAAGGAGAAAGUGGAUAGAGACAUUUCCCUCUCUCUUUCAUAACACUAGAACUUGGGAUGGCCCGGUAACAUUGGCUGCCAAAGAGGGCAGCCCAAAUCAAGCAUGUAUUUCACACAAUAAGAACGUAAGAAUCACCCUGCUGGGUCAGACCAAAGGCCCAUCUGGUCCAGCAUCCUGUUCUCCCAGUGGGAAGCCAAUAAGAAGAACCUGACUGCAGGUUGUGGAAGGCUCCAGUAGCCAGAGCCAAUGAGAUGCAGAGCCAAUAGAUUCUAGUUUUGUUCCCAUCUUCUUCCUUACUGAGUUGUAUAAUGGCAGCACUGAGACUAAGGAAAAGGAAGGUAACAGCGGUGCCGCUCCCUAGACUAGUCAGAAGAAAAAAGGCAGUGAGGAGACGGGGGUCAGACUGAUGUUGGUGGGGCAGUGCGCCACUUGCUCGAAUGAACCGGCCUCCACUGAGUAGCUCAUAUGGAUAGAAAAGGCCCCCCACUUCAGAAAAUAUAUGUCAGUAUGAGAAAGGCCAGGAGGAUCCAUGCAACUUGGAGAGUGGGGUGAUACAUGCAUAGCUCUGUAGCUCCUUUUGGUAACAUGAAGAGGUCUUGGGAAGAAAGGUUCAGGGACAAGGAGCAGCAAUUUGAGGGAGCAGAAGUUCUUCAGAGAUUGUAGUGGAGCUGGGGUAGAUUGAGAGUUAACAUCAGAUAAACAUCAAAGAAAUAAGGGGGAGGUUGUUGUUGUUUAGUCGUUUAGUCGUGUCCGACUCUUCGUGACCAGAGCACGCCAGGCACUCCUGUCUUCCACUGCCUCCUGCAAUUUGGUCAGACUCAAGUUGGUAGCUUUGAGAACACUGUCCAACCAUCUCGUCCUCUGUUGUCCCCUUCUCCUUGUGUCCUCCAUCUUUCCCAACAUCAGGGUCUUUUCCAGGGAGUCUUCUCUUUUCAUGAGGUGGCCAAAGUACUGGAACCUCAUCUUCAGGAUCUGUUCUUCCAGUGAGCACUCAGGGCUGAUUUCCUUAAUAAUGGAUAGGUUUGAACUUCUUGCAGUCCGUGGGACUCUCAAGAGUCUCCUCCAGCACCAUAAUUCAAAAGCAUCAAUUCUUUUUUUUUUUAAUAAGAUAUUUAUUAAGCUUUUUUAAAAAUAUUACAAUAAAAAUGAAAAAAAAAAUAACAAAAAUACAAAAUAAAAAUAGUUAAAAACACACAGAUUUUUCCAUUGCUUGUUUUCCUUUAGCUUGUUUCCCGGACCUCCUCAUACCUCCCUUUUUUGUAUUCCAGUUCAAUUUGUUGGUUCAGCAAAUCCUUACCCUCUUUAUUUAUCCUAAUCUUUAGUCUUAAAAUAGUAACGUUAAAUUUUUACCUAUUAACAACCCAUUUUUCAUAAUCCCUUAAAGCAUUACAGCUGGAAACCACUUAAUUUCUAUCCAACAUCAUUCUAACAUUCAUUAAUUUUACAAUAAUUCUGUAGAUAGUCUUUGAAUUUCUUCCAAUCUUCUUCCACCGACUCUUCUCCCUGGUCUCGGAUUCUGCCAGUCAUUUCUGCCAGUUCCAUAUAGUCCAUCAGCUUCAUCUGCCAUUCUUCCAGAGUGGGUAGAUCUUGCGUCUUCCAAUACUUUGCAAUGAGUAUUCUUGCUGCUGUUGUGGCAUACAUAAAAAAGGUUCUAUUCUUCUUUGACACCAAUUGGCCAACUAUGCCCAGGAGAAAGGCCUCUGGUUUCUUCAAAAAGGUAUAUUUAAAUACCUUUUUCAGUUCAUUAGAUAUCAUUUCCCAGAAAGCCUUAAUCCUUGGGCACGUACACCAAAGGUGAAAGAAUGUACCUUCAGUUUCUUUACAUUUCCAACAUUUGUUAUCGGGCAAAUGAUAAAUUUUUGCAAGCUUGACUGGGGUCAUGUACCACCUGUAUAUCAUUUUCAUAAUAUUCUCUCUUAAAGCAUUACAUGCCGUAAACUUCAUACCUGUGGUCCACAACUGUUCCCAGUCCGCAAACAUAAUGUUAUGUCCAAAAUCUUGUGCCCAUUUAAUCAUAGCAGAUUUCACCGUUUCGUCCUGAGUAUUCCAUUUCAACAGCAAGUUAUACAUCUUUGACAAAAUCUUAGUUUUGUGUUCUAACAGUUCUGUUUCUAAUUUUGAUUUUUCCACCUGGAAGCCAAUUUUCUUGUCCAAAUUAUAUGCCUCCAUUAUCUGAUAAUAAUGAAGCCAGUCUCGCACUUUAUUUUUUAGUUUCUCAAAACUCUGCAAUUUCAGUCUAUCUCCAUCUUGUUCCAAAAUUUCCCAAUAUUUCGGCCAAUUGGCCUCCACAUUGAGCCUUUUCAGAGCUUUCGCUUCCAUCGGUGACAGCCACCUUGGGGUUUUGUUUUCCAAUAAAUCCUUGUAUCUUAUCCAAACAUUAAACAAUGCUUUCCUGACAAUAUGGUUUUUAAAUGCUUUAUGCGCUUUGACCUUGUCAUACCACAGAUAUGCAUGCCAUCCAAAUACAUUGUUAAAACCUUCUAAAUCCAAAAUGUCUGUGUUUUCAAGAAGUAGCCAUUCUUUCAACCAGCAAAAAGCUGCUGAUUCAUAGUAAAGUUUAAAGUCUGGCAGGGCAAAUCCACCCCUUUCCUUUGCAUCAGUUAAUAUCUUAAAUUUUAUUCUGGGCUUCUUGCCCUGCCAGACAAAUCUAGAAAUAUCUCUCUGCCACUUCUUGAAACAAUCCAUCUUGUCCACAAUUUGCAAUGUUUGAAACAAAAACAGCAUUCUAGGCAAAGCAUCAAUUCUUCGGUGAUCAGCCUUCUUUAAGGGGGAGGUAGAAUCAAUAAUUAUAAAUCACAAUCAAUUCCCUCCAUUUUGAAUGUUGAGGCACAAAUGCCAUACCAAAAUGACCAAGGGGAACCCUUAUGAAGAAGGGUUACGGUAUUGGUGACUUUUCAGUUUAGAGAAAAGGUGUGAAAGAGGUUACAUAAUAAAAGGUAUUGUGUGGAAUGCACUUCUGAAAGAGGCAGCGAUAAUAGAAUUGUAGAGUUGGAAGGGAUCCUAAGGGUCAUCUAAUCAAAUCCCCUGCAGUGCACGGUAGCCACCAUCUUGAAUGGCUUUAAAAGAGGAUUAGACUAAUUCGUGGAGGAUAAGGCUAUCAAUGGCAGUAUGUUGGAGGCAGUAUGCUUCUGAAUCUCAGUUGCUAGAAAUCACAGGUAGAAUGCUAGUGCCCUCAAGUGAUGUUUGCAGGUUCCCCAGGGCCGUUUGGGUGGGCACAGUGAGAGUGGAGUGCUGGACUAGAUAGGUUGCUAUUCUGCUCUAGCAGGAGUAUUCUUACGUUCUCAGCCAAAAUAGGGCCACCCAUGGCCAAGAGGGAGGCAUCAUUGGAAGCCCCAAGGUUCGCAGGUGUACAAAAUAUCAGUGUGGCAUACACAUAGCUCUGGUCUUAACUAAUGGAUUUUAGCGCCCACUGUGAAAAGAAUUGGAAAUGUGUGUUUAGGAUUAGCCAUUAGUAGCACAUAAUACUAGGGCUCCCUAGCUGAGUGGUGUUAAUAAUUAAGAACUGAAUGUUUCUCAUGGAAUUUCAUCCUGUUUGCACACCAAUAUCGCUUGUUGCUCUGCAGGUGCAAAUCUCUUUUAUUUUGAUGGUCAAUGCAUUAGGGACCUUGUGAUGAACUGUACAGAAAUUAAACCUCCUGGGAUUAUGCAGUUGUCCACAUUUGUCACCUGUGUUUUGAAAAGAUAAGCAGGAAUGGAUGGUUUGACUACAAAGCAGCACCCAUUUUUCUUAGAUGUGUUAAUGCUAUGCUGUAAUUAAAUUUUUGCCAGUUGUGUGUAGCUGUGUUUGAACACUACUUAAGUAUACUAUGUUAACAGCCAUGAUUUUCAUUUGUUUUAUCUAUCGGCAGGUGUCCGGAACAAGCUUUAUGAGUACAGCAACCGCCACUCAGCUUAUCAACAGGCAAAAGGAAGGAGAACUUUUCCUGCAAUCCAGAAUGUUGACACAAGAUAUAAAUCCCCUGUAACGAAUAUUAGCAGCUCUGCAGUUUAUUCAUCUCAAACAAAAACUGGUGGAAUGCAGACAGUGACUCCUGGGAGACCAUUAAGAAGAGAUGCCUUCAGGACAGAACACCGCCCUUCUGCAGCCGUCACAAAGGACACAACUCGCAAGAGAACUAUGACGGAACAGAGAGAGAUCCGAACAUUUACCCCAUCUUAUCUUAUUAGCCAGGGGAAAGAAGCUGAACGAAGAACGUUUUCUGAAAGGCAGAAAACUGAAGCUGGGAGUACUGUGUCUUUUUUGAAAGAAUCAACAACUAUUCAGAAAGGCACAACAAGUCCAAAUAUUUCUGAAAAUGCAAGAGUGAAAGUGGGUAUUCCUACUAUGUUUCCAUCUUCUGGGCUAAGUUCCAGUUCUAAAGAAACUAAACAUGAGAGAACCAUAGAAGGAACACAGACUAGAGUGAGUGAACAGAUCAAAGACAGCAAGCCAAUGAAAGAGGAAAAAACUGCUUUGCUGGAGGGAAGAGAGAGAAACGAAAGAUGGCCCAAGGAAAAGAUAGACUCUGCCACUGCGAAGACCGACAAGAAAUCCAUCAAUGUUAGCUUUGAAAAGAAGACUGAAAUUAAGGAAGGCAUCAGUGAAGAAAAGCAGACAGUGGAAGGAUCUACCAUGAAGGAUAACAUGAGGGGAAGCGGGCUUUUGGGAGAUAAAGCACCCAAGCCCGGAAGCUAUGUAAGAUGGGAAGAAAGGAUUAGAGUGGAUACACCAGGGAAGAAUCUUCCAACAGAUACAAGGAUGGAAGAAAGCCAUUCAUUUCAAAGGGAGAAAAAUGUGAGCAUGGCAACACAAAGUAAAGAAGGUGCUGAGAUCCUUAUCCCGUCAGAAGUGUAUACUCACAGCCAAGUACUGAAAGACAAUAGCGUAGAAAGAACAUUACAGGACUUGAAGCCUUCUGUUGGUAAACAGAAGGAGGACACCACAUUUAAACUUGUCAAAGAAUCUAACCAAGAUGAAAAGGGGAGCUCCAAAAUAGACACCUUACUUCAAGAAAGUAUAGCAGAAUCCAUUGUUUCUGACAUUCUUAAAGGGUUCGUGCAGAAACCUUCUGAUGGUGGAGAUACCUCUGAUUUCAAAGUCAUCUCCAUUGAAAAGAAAGACAUUUCAGAGAAUGGAAAAGUGAAGACUGAGAUCAAUAUACAGUCUACAGUUCAAGAUGAAUUGCACAUUUCUGAUGAGUUUGGCUUGGGAACUUCCUUAGAGAAAGAUGUUAAAAAAGUUCUGGGAGACAUUAAGGGAAUUCCAGAUGAAGGUGUAAUAGAAGAUCUUGUGAAAGGAAAGGGGGGCAAAGGCAAGAGGACUGUUAAAGUUGAAAUAGUUGAGGAGCCAAUGGAAUCUACAGCUGAAAUGGAGUUUUCAACACCGUUUGAAGUAGAGGAAGUAGAAGAUACAUUGCCUGAUAUGGCCAGGCAUCUAUACCAUGGGGAUGAAGAAAGAGCUACCACAAGUACUAUCAAAGAUGUUAAGCAGAAGCAACCCAGUGUGAUCGUGUCUCAUGUGGAAGAAGUAUCUGAGGGGGAUGAUGUAGUUGAUGAAGAAAAGUAUUUUGUGUCUACUCCAGAGGAGCGCCCCUUGAGUGAAGAAGAAGCCUCAUUAUAUGGUCAAAUCCAUAUUGAAGAAGAAUCAACAGUUAAGUAUUCCUGGCAAGAUCAAUUCUUGCAGGGAUCUCAAACAAAGAUAAAUGAAGGUAUGGGCUCCCCAGAACUGAUUUACCAAGUGAUGGGGGGAGGGACAGCUGCCUACAUUUCAAAGGAGGAGGUUCCAAAGGAGCAAGUGGCUCAUGCCGAAUCCAUUGUUAUUGAGAAAGAGAUUAAAAUCCCGCAAAAAUUUCAGGAGUCCAUAAAGGAUCUCUUUUCUCAGGAGUCAAAGGACCCAAAGCUUCAGUUGAAAGAGGCACUAGAAAAGCUUGAUCACACCCUUCCAGAAAGUGUGAAACAGGAGCUCUCUGCAUUAACAGAAGAGGGCCAAGCUGAUGCUAGCAGUCUAGAAGUGGAUAUUAAAAAAACGGAGGACACAAAAAAGGGGGGGUUGGUUACCAUAGUCGCAGAAGUCAAUCUGUCCCAGGUGCUCAACCCUGACCAGUUAAAUGCAGAACUUUGGGGCAAGAUGAAGUUGCCAACACAGUUACCAAGCGAUGAUGAUUUUGAUGACCGCUGGAAGCAAGAGUCAGAAAGCUACAGUGGUGGUAGAAAGAAUGUUGACAUAGAUGUUUCUUCCACACCUUGGACUAUAGAAGAGGUUUCUAGCUCUAGCAAACUAAGCAGCAGUGAUGCCAGGGAAUGUCAUACAAACGAGCAAGUUAUCCACCAGGUCCCUGUUUUCAAAAGUAUGGAAAUUAAUAGAGGAGGAGGAGAAUAUUCUUCACAAGGGUCAUUUGACGUUAACAGACAUUUUCAGCAAAUUGUAGUUGGUCCAACAGAAAUUCACAGAACUGAGCAGGUUUUAUAUGAAGGCCCUAUUUCUGAAACUCUGGAGUUUGGUUCAGGUGGCUUUCAGACUGGAGCAUCUGCAGAUAUCAGUCAGUCCACAAAGGAAUUCAAUCUUGGCCCUAAAGAAAUUCAGACCACAGAAAAAAUAAUUUAUAGAGGGCCUGUUCAUAAAACCAUGGAAAUGAGUGGCCCUGAAAGUCCUACGCAGGCGCAGUUUUCUACUGAAAUUAGGUCCUCUAAGCACGUUACUUUGGGUUCAGAUCAAAUUAUUGAAGAAACUGUUUUUGAGGGGCCAGCUUCAGGCUUAUCAUCAAACAGCAGCAGUGAGGCUGUUUCUCAGACAAAAGGGCCAGCAGAAAGCAGCAGUUUGAUAAGGCACAUUCGGAUAGAUCCCAAACAAGUACACACUGAACAAGUUGUAUAUGAAGAGCCCCUUUCAGGAUUUGUGGAGCUUAGUAGCACUGGAGGCCAUACUGUGACUGAACAGACAGUGAGACAUAUUCGUCUAGGACAAAAAGACACCCAUAUAUCUGACCAAACUAUAUAUGAUGAAUCUCUUCUCAAAGCAACCGAAUUUGGUGGCUCUCCCGACAAACAUUUCAAGGAGGGGAUGGUAGAUACCAAUACCACUGUUCAUCACAUCAAAUUAAGUCCAAAACCAUUUGUAACAACUGAGGAAAUUGUUUUUAAGGUGCCCACUUCCGAACAGCACCUAGAGUUUAGUGAAAUGGGACAGACAUUUUCUUCUGAAGGGUUAGUAACACACAUUAAAUUGGGGCAGAAGGAAGUUCUGAGCAGUGAGCGUGUUGUUUACCAAGGUUCUCUUUCAGAAUCUUCAGGGAUCAGUUCUCCAGGGGAAGACAUUUGGGAAGAAGGAGGUUCCAUGGAGGUCAGUAGAUCAAUGAGGCACAUCAGACUCAGCCCAGCUGAAACUCAUGCUGAACAGAUUAUAUUUCAUGGCCCUAUUUCUGAAACAGUGAGGGUCGGAACUGCAGAACUAUCCCCAACAGAUGGGCCCUCAGAAAGCAGCAAAUCUGUUGGGCAUAUAAAGAUAGGACCCAAGGAAAAGUCUUUUACCUUUCAGAUGGAUGUAACCAAUGUGGAAGGGGGAAGGCAAGAUGCUACCAUUCUCGUACCGAACAGGAAAAAAGCUGCCUCACAGCUGGAGGGCACCAUGAAGGAUGACCAGAAGGACACAGAUAGUGAACAAAGAUUAGAGGAGUCAACAUUUGAUCAGACUGUUCAACUUCAAAGGAUGGUAGACCAAAGAUCAGUGAUUUCUGAUGAGAAAAAAACGGCUGUUCUUUAUCUGAAUGAGAAGGAGGAGGAGGAAGAAGAUUAUGAUGGACCUUGGUUCUGAAAAGAAUAUUGUCAACUUUUUUUUUUAAUCUAGGAGCUUGAUUGCCAUUUAUAUAUAGCUGACUUUAAAAGGGGGGGGGGACUCCCCUUAACUUAGCCAUUAACAAUGAAGUUAUAUAAGAGUAUUUUUUUAAGCAGGAUCUUUUGAAUGCACAUGUGUUCACAUGUUACAACAGUAGGUCUCCUUUUGCCAAUGCCAUUGGGUCUCAAAGAUUGUCCUGAGUCUGAGAGUAUUUGACUCUACAGGAAAACCAUCAACCUCAUUUAAAUCUAGAAAGCUAUGAUACUAUAGCAGCUUUAAAAAGUAUUCAAGAGCAAUCCAAUUUAAGUCACCUGGGACUUGUCUAGAGAAAAUGUCUUUAUGGCAUAUGCAGAUAAGUUUCACUUACUUUUGGAACCAUUUAUUAAAACUGAAAGUUGCGCAAAACCAGUUGGAAAAAAAACAGCAAAAAUAAAUGAAUAGUGUUGCCAGGCAACCCAGUUAAUUGCUGAUCUGUCAAAUAUACCGUACCUUUCAGUAGGUGACCAAGUAGGAAGAUAGGAAGCUGCCUUAUACUACGUGAGACCAUUGGUCUAUCUAGCACAGUGUUGCAUGCACAGACAGGCAGCAACUCUCCAGGUUAUAGACAAGAGUCUUUCCAGCUGUAUCUGAAGAAUGCUGGAGAUUGAACCUGAGACCUUUUACACAUGCUCUACCACUGAGUUCUGGUCCUUCUCCCAACCAAAUGGAUGCAACAGAAGAUGAGUGAAAAUGUGUUGAAUUCAUAUACAGUAGGUUAAUACCUUGUUUUAUUUCUCUUUUACACACACACACACACACACACACACACACACACACUACAACCACCACCACUAAAACAGUGGGCAUAUUUUACUAGCGAUGCAAGUUUUAUUAGGAUUAAGGCUCUCACUUUUAAGCAUUUUCACAGAAAUGGAGUUAAAAUGCAGGGGGAGAAUCUUCACCUCUUAAGUGACUUUUUUUCAGGCUGCUCUUAAAUUCACAGGAACAGGACCAAUGAAAAGUGGCCAUCCUGUUUAAAGUGAGUCCCUGCACAACUCCUGUUUGCUGAAAUGGGGCUGUGAUGUUGCAAAGUUUAGCACACUCACCAUUAGCUUGUGCUAACACGCCUUGUAUCCAGUUGCUAUAAGCUAUGUCAUAACGAUAAGGGUGCUAUAAUACUUCAGCACUAAAAGAAAGAAAGAGUGAGCAGCUACAUUUGGUGCUGGUACAUAAACAUAAAAAAUUAAAUAUCAUGCACCCAGAAUGUGCAUGUUUUCUUACAUUUAUUUCUAAUCACAAUAGGCAAGAAGAAUUGAGAUGCACUCAAAAUGUAAGCUUUAUGUGGGCAUUUGGUUGGCCCUUGUGAAAAAAGAAUUUUUUGACUAGGAGGGCUCUUCUUAGAUUCUUAAGCUUCCACAACUGUGUGACUUAGGUUUCGUUGCAUGUGGUGCAGGAUGGGGUGUGUGAAAUUAAAAAUCCACGAAAGGCUGAAGUUUUGAUUGUAAAUUAGACCAGGUAUCCAUCUAGUCUAGCAGUCUGCUUCCGAGUAGCCAACCAGAUGCCUCUGGGAAGUGCAUGUCAAGGCAGUGGCACUCUUCAACUUUUGUUACACACACAUGCACCAGCAGCUGAGGUUCAGUGGUGUGAUGAUCCUGUGAUUCUCCUCUAUUUGGUGAUCCUGUCCAUAGCCAUUGGUAGGCCUAACCUUCCCGAAUUUGCUCAAUCUCCUUUUAAACCAACCCAAGCCAGCAAAUAGGUGACUUUUUAACAGGCCAAGAAGGAAGGAAUCGGACUUGAGAACAUUCAGUGCUGUCUUAUAUCAACUCAGUCCACUCUAGCUAAGAAUUGCUCUUGCCAGGGGUGAGGGCAACCCUUCUCUAGCCAAGGGGGUGAUCUGUCAGGGGCUGCAUACUGGCAGUGGGUGGAGCCAGAGUGGACAAUGGGCAGAGCUGGAGACAAAAGUUUACCAGAACGAAGAGCACCCUCAUUUCAAUUUUCAUCAUGGCUACUUCAGAGAAUAAGUACCGAUCCUAUUCAGGUCUGUUCAGAAGUAUGCCCCAUAGCAUUUGGCCUCAUGAAGUUGCAAUUCUCAGAGUGAUUUAAUUGCAGCUUUGUUGAGGGAAUAGUCUCUCAACGACUCUCAGCACCCUGAACAAACUACACUUCCUUUGGGGCAAGCCAUGCCUUUUGAAAGCGGCACGAUAGUGCUUUAACUGUAUUUAUUUCAUAAGAUUUAUAUACUGUUUGAUGGUAAUAAAACAUCAAAGCAGUUUACAAAGUAAAAUAAAACAAUAUUAACAGUAAAAAGCAAUUAAAAACAACUGUUUAAAACAUUAAAAAUAAUUGAAAUCUAUUUCAUUUGUAUAGUACAGAUGAGGCUCCAGAUAUUUUCUGCAUGCAAAACAGUUGUGGCUUCUGCCAGAGGAAUUUUGCAACUGGAUGCUUAAGGCUGGACAUGCACUUACAGAUUCAAACUUAGAAUCUUAGGCAUAUUUCAUUACUGGUUUUCUACACCUAAAACUGAAUCGUCACUUAGCACAAGCUGCUGUUUCGCUUGUUUUUAUCCAGAGAGAAUACAACUUACUAGGAUCUAACCUGUCACAUAUAUGCCAGUCUGUCCUAUUUAAUAGUUGUGUUUCAAUAGCAUCGAGCUAGAAAGAUUAAUAACAUUGCCGCAGACAAUGUUUCUACUCACAGGCAGAGCUUAUUCAAACAUUUUUAAAAAAUUGAAUAUGAACAGUGGGAAGUUGGGGGCGGGUAUAAUGUUAUGCAGUAGAAUAUAUGCUUGUAGUUUAUCUCAGAAGUGGGGCACUUUUCUCCUUAAUGCUGCAAUCUUAAGCACACUUGGGAAGUGAAUUCUGUUUCAAGUGACACUUUCUUCCAGUGCUUUUUAAUACCCAUUAAUAUAAUAACCCAGGCCCUGAUCCAGCUUAUGCAGGACUUAAUUCCAUUUAAAGCCGAAGGAGUCAAGUUAGUGGUAACUGACUUUUUCCAUUGGCUUCAACUUUAGCUGGAUUGGGGCCAAAGUCAUGGGAGUAUUCAAUAUCUGUGCAAGUGAAAUGGAAAAGGUGUUGGAGUUCCAGUGUGAGAACUGUAGCUCUAGGUCAGCCACCCCUAACCUGAUGCCUGGGGUUGCUGGGAGUUGGAGUUCAAAAUGUCUGGAGGGCACCAGGUUGCAGAAGGCUGCCAUAGGCAAAAGUUUGCUACAGUAGGUGUUUUCAGAGGCCGUAGACAUGUUGAAAUUGGGUGGAUUAAUGUCAUGUGGGAUUUUGUAGGCCAUUUUUGUAUUUGUUGGUUAAAAUGCAGUGUGUGUUUCUGUGAUGGUUUAAAGCUAUUGUGACUUUGCACUUUUUUCUUUAUUAAGUAUUAAACAUUAAAAAUGA